AUGGCUGCUCUUUUCGCUGGCUUUCCUGAUACCGUUCCGGUGAGGACGGUGAACAGGCAAUGUUCGUCUGGACUUCAAGCGGUUGCUGACGUGGCUGCGUCUAUCAAGGCUGGAUAUUACAAGAUCGGCAUUGGUGCUGGGCUGGAAUCUAUGACGGUCAACCCCAUGGCCUGGGAAGGAAGCGUCAACCCAAAGGUUGAGAUGAACCAGAAGGCCCAGGACUGCCUUUUGCCUAUGGGGAUCACAUCAGAGAAUGUUGCUGAAAGAUUUGGAGUCAAUCGGAAGGAGCAAGACGAUGUUGCGGUGAAGUCUCACAAGAAGGCUGCAGCAGCAACAGCUGCUGGAAGGUUUCGUGAUGAGAUCGUCCCCAUCAGCACCAAGAUUGUUGAUCCGAAGACCGGUGAUGAGAAGCCAAUUGUUGUCAGCGUUGAUGAUGGCAUUCGUCCCGGAGCUACGAUGGCUGACCUUGCUAAGCUAAAGCCUGUUUUCAAGAAGGGUGGAACAACUACGGCUGGAAAUUCCAGCCAAGUGAGUGACGGUGCUGGAGCCGUGCUGCUGAUGACCCGUGGAGAGGCACUUCGACGAGGAAUUCCCAUCCUUGGAGUUUUCAGGAGUUUCUCUGUUGUUGGGGUUGAUCCUGCUGUUAUGGGGAUCGGACCUGCAGUCGCCAUCCCUGCUGCUGUCAGUGCAGCCGGAUUGGAGGUUGACGACAUUGACCUGUUUGAGAUCAACGAGGCAUUCGCUUCCCAGUUCACCUAUUGUGCUCGCAAGCUCGAGCUUGAUGAGGAGAAGAUCAAUGUGAACGGUGGAGCGCUUGCUAUUGGUCAUCCCCUUGGAGCCACAGGAACCGGCAUGGGUGCAGCUGCUGUCUUAGAGCGUGGUGACUAUGUAUGCCCUCUUACCAAUGCCAAGCAUGUGUAA
Molecule: messenger RNA, 921 nt
Organism: Closterium sp. NIES-65
Lineage: Eukaryota; Viridiplantae; Streptophyta; Zygnematophyceae; Desmidiales; Closteriaceae
Source: the annotation of a GenBank genome assembly